This is a messenger RNA of Bombyx mori (domestic silkworm), 7675 nucleotides long. Its product is annotated as E3 ubiquitin-protein ligase LRSAM1. The coding region runs from base 219 to 2339 and encodes 706 amino acids. The record is from RefSeq and is a predicted model, not a curated record. Gene Ontology annotation, molecular function: protein binding. The transcript has 2 exons. NCBI's taxonomy places the organism in Eukaryota, Metazoa, Arthropoda, Insecta, Lepidoptera, Bombycidae.
CGAUUUUUGCAUUUAUAAAAACAAAACAACAAAUGGACUUCAUGCAGUCCAUUUUCGAAAUACAAAUUAAUUUAAUCUAUUAUUGUAGAUUUGAUAAGCUAAUCAGAUAGUACAUGUAUAAAUUGAAAGUGCGCAAGAUCACGGCUAUGUGUACCAAGUUUAGGUGACGGCUGGAUUAUCAUCGGCUUUUUAUUUUGAGACUUAUUAUUUGCCUGUUAAUGGGUUGUGCUGCAUCUUGCAUACAGGAAGCGACUAUGUCGUUGUUCGGGAGAUCUUCAAACAAUAUAGCUGACGAUGAUAGAGCUAAAUUGGAAAGGAAGCUGUAUGUUGCCAAAGAGUCCCCGGAGCCCGAAUUCGACCUUUCUGAUUGUAAUUUGCGACAAAUACCGUCCGGCACGUAUUCUAUUUGCAAGGUCUACAGAAAAGAAUAUAUAUAUUUACACAAAAACGAUUUACAUUCCUUGGAAGACGGCGGCCAGUUGUCUGAUUUGUAUCUUAUUAAAGUGCUCAACAUUAGUUCUAACAAAUUUUCUCAUCUUCCCAGUGACAUAAAAUAUUUAGUUAAUGUUACUGAGUUGUAUGUUAGUGAUAAUAUGCUAAAGAAUAUAACAGACAAUAUUCAAUACAUGGAGAACUUGCAAGUUUUGGAUGUUUCGAAUAAUAAACUAAAAAGUCUUACACCAGUUCUUGGCAAAUUGAAAUAUUUAAGAAAAUUGAACAUUACUGGUAACAGAGAAUUAACAGAAAUAUGUCCUGAAUUAUGUUUUGCAAGGAAUUUGAUUUGCUUGGAAUUGGAUAUGGAAUAUAUUACUUUUCCUCCAGUUGAGAUUUGUCAGCAGGGAACAAGAGAAAUAAUGAGGUAUUUAUGUAAUAAGAUGAAUGUGGAAUAUUCCCCAGCUGCUGAAGAAAUUGAAGUGUUUUCGAUUAGAACAUCUAAUUCUCUAUUGGAUCCGUUUGCUAAAGCACAUUCUACUACUUGGGAAGAACAAGAAGCUUCUAUUGUCGCUCAAGAGAACAAGAUACACAAAAUAGCUAAAGAACAAAGAGAAAAAUUCUUGUCAAAGGUUCUACAAGAACAAUUAGAGUUAGACUCUGAAAUAGCUAAAGUUCAUGAACAGAGGGAGACAGAAAGACAAAGACUGAUUAAGGCCAUUCAAGAUGAUGAAAAAGAAAUAGAAUGUUUGGUUAAUAAUUUCAUUCAAUUUGAAUACUUGAAACCAGAAAUAAUUCAGCAACAGCUUGCUCAUGAACAGGCAGAGCAUGAAAGGCUGCUUGAAAUAACCAAACAAAAUUAUGAUAAUGUAAAGAAAUCUGAGAUUUUGAAAGCAAUGGAAAUGCUCCUGGAGGAAGACAGGUCAAUACAAUAUUCUAAAAAACAUUAUGAAGACUCUUUGAAUAAUAUUAAGCAGAGCAUGUUGAUGCAAGAUGCAGAAAUAGCUGAUAAAGUAACAGAUUUAAUUAAAGCUAAAGAUCAAUCAAGGACAGUAUUAGUGCAACAGUUUCUUGAAGAUCAAGAUAUCCAAAAAGCUAUUGUUGCCUCUUUGCUGGAAAGGGUGGAUGCUAGAAGUUGGAGUUUGAAUCAAGAAAUAUCCUUGAUCUCAUCUCACCUUGCCAGGCUGAGUGUUAUAGAACAAGAGAAGAAGAAAUUACAUAUAGCAUAUAACUACAAUGAGUUGCUAAACCAGAGAGUGCAACUUGUGAACUUUUUGGAUGAUCUCUUCAAUCAACAAAAUAAACGGAGGAAGCAGCUAAUUCAAACUGUAAAAGAAAUGGAAAAUGAAAAAAGCCAAACGAAUGACUUUUGGUUGAAAAACUACCAAAAGUUGAUAGAAUCUGCCCCAAAGACUUUGUUAGAUGUUGGUAAAUGUUUAGAUCCAGUUUUUGCUAACUACUUGCUACAAGAAGGUGUUAUACACUGUUUACCAUUUUUGGUUAAAUUUUUGUUUUCUGGUGAUGUAUUAAGUAAUAUAACAUUGGAAAAAUUGAAAGAGAGUGGAGUUUCACUUUCAGCUGACAGAGAUGCAAUUAUGAGAGCAAUCAACUUUUACAUUGGUAUCAAAAAUUCUGAAAAUUCUAAUGCUAAUUAUGAACAACCAACAUCUAUACAACCAAGUGCUCCAAUAGAGGAUGUCGAUGAGAACAAUUGUACUGGAGUUGUAAAUGUAGUUGAAGAAUCUACUCUGGAAUCGGAGUGCGUGAUUUGUAUGGAUGCAAAAUGUGAGGUGGUGUUCAUACCAUGUGGUCACAUGUGUUGCUGUAAAGAUUGCGGGGGAGGUGUUGAAGAUUGUCCCAUGUGCAGAUGUAGUAUUGAAAGGACAAUCAAAGUUAUGAUGGCAUGAAACCUUGAAUCAGGAUCUCAAAAAACAAAUGAAUUAACUUGAAUAUCUUGAAGCAUUGUGGAGAAUGGAAAGGAUUCAAAGAAGUCACUAAUCUUUAGUAAUUUUGAUAAGAUAUCAUUAUGCUUUUCAUAUUAUUUAUGAACAUUGAUGAGAAAAAUAAUAAUACUGAAUUGAGAAGAAAAGUGUAGUCCUCAAUUUUGAAGGGUAUUUAAAAUAUUAAAGAUAAUACAAAUCAUAAUAUUGAUGAGUUAUACUGUAAUUAUCAAUUAUGACUAUAAAUAAAACAGGAAAAUGUUUUAAAUGUUUAUAAUGCAAUGAUGUAUUUGUGAGAAAACCCAAACCAAAAAUGUUAAUUAGUGAGGUAUUAUACAAAUUCAAACAUUAACUUUGGGCCUGUACCAUUUUUAAUAAUUUUUAAAUUAUAAAGAACAUUAAAAUUGUUAUAUUAAGAAAUGCAUAUAUUCCUUGCAAGAUGCCACUAUUUUGGUAUUUCGCUAUUAUAAAAUUUGCCUCAUUUGUUAUUAAAAAAUAAUUAUUAUUGUACUCAAUUUCAUGUUAUUGAUUAAGUAAAAAAAAAUGCUUCAGAGUAAUUGUAUACAGUUUCUGCAGAUUUGCUGUUACUAUCUGCUAAAUGGGUGCUUGUACAUUGAUAGAGUAUAUCGUAUUCAAGAAUGGUUAUUUUAAACUUAUUGAUUGUACAAGGGCUUAUUGGUGGCUAACCGCGGAACUGAUUCACACUUUUGUAAUCAGGUGUAUUGGUAAUAUGGAGUAGGUUAUUUUUGAAAUAUCUAUAUUAUAUUACCAUAUUUGGUAUAUGGUAUAUCACCUACCACAGUUAUUUAUUAUGAAACUAUAAUCCACAAUAGCAAAACAUUUUAUUAUAAAAAGCUUGGAAACUUUGAGUCAACAUAGAGACUUGUCAUCUCUGUGUUUUAAUGCGUGUUUCUUGGGUACUGCUCUGAGGAAUUAAAUGGUGGGGCGACUUGUGUCUCUGAAAAUUGUGAUAUCCAUAGGCGACGAUAAUCACUUAACAUCAGGUGGGCAAUAAAGUUAAUAAGCAAAAAAAAUAUACUAACUUUAUACCAAUUAAAUAUCCCAGGAGCAAGUUUUUAAAAUAUAGGUACUACUGGUUUAAUAAUGAAAUAUGAGAAGUUAAAUAAUAUUAAUUACGCUAUAAUAUUAUUAUAGUAACUUUUUUCAUAUAGUAAUUACAUAUUGUUUUAAAAUAACGUUUAGUAACAUAGUUUGAAGGUAAUAAUAUUUCCCUACAAUAAAUAUCAUGUUGUUUUUAAAAAUUACUUAAUAACGUGUUACUAUAAUCUAAAUUACUUACGCUCAUUGUAACUACUCGGAUUGAGAUAUUAUAUUCAUUAGCUUGUGUUAUUUCGAUUGUAUUUUUACUCACUGCAUAGUAUUAUUGUUUUGUUAGGCGGCGCAUAUAUCAACUAAGCUUAUUAUAUUACCAAAUCAGGAGUUUCUUGUUAAGUUCUACAGAUCGGACUAAGAUUAUAGCGCGUUUUUUUAUGUUUGUGGGAUUACUGUUGGCCCGUAGGCCUUUUUAGUUUCACCAGGACAGGAGCGUGUUUUAUGCUCACACGGUAUCACGCAUUCUAUCCAUUUCUACUACUAAGCAGCCAUGUCUUCUGGCUUAAGACCGGUAGGUAGAUAGGCAAAAAACAGAGACUAUUCAUUUAAGUACUUUACUGGUAAUAAAAAAGUUAUUUAUUAAAAUAUGUCGUCGCUGAAUUUCUGAUACAGUAACCCUUGAUUUCACCUGGCCUGUGUGCUUAGCGCCCUAGCGGUAAAUGUAGGGGCGCUGUUCCAAAUCCAUACAAAUUUGAGAUAAUUUUUGUCCUUACGGAUCAUAUGCUAGGGUUAUUGGAUCAUUUGGAUCUGAUAUCCAAUAACCCUUGCAUUAGACGCCUACAGCUCUCACACUAGGAGCCGGUUUAGGGACCCCAGUAGCCAUACUCGUGGAACUCGGCAAAGAGUUCGACGUGCAACCCUAACCUAAACAUCAGCCCGCUGAGUUUCUCGCCGGCCUCAGGGCCACCAGUAAUCCUUCAAUCAUAAAAAAAAGAAAACUUUUAGGCGAGAUCGAGAAGUUAAAAACUCUCACAACUGGUAGAGUGUGAAAGUAAGUGCGGUCGUUGUCACCGCGCCGAUCACUUUUUGCUACCUUGCUCUUGCCUAAUAGGUAGGGAAAAAAGAUCACAUCCACCGGACACUACUAUUUUUGCGGUUCAUACAUUUCUAAAAUCGCUCGGAAAUGUCCUGAAUCUUAUUAAGACUCUUUGUCAAUCUAACGGAUUGUGCCUUGGUACCUUACUAUUUAUAUAUUUGUAUCACUGUAUUGUGUUUAACUAUAGAGUGUACAUAUUCGAAUGUUGAUGAAAACGGCUGUGAGUACAUACGUUAAGGUACGCAUAAAAAUAUUUCAAAACGUACGGUAAAAAUGCAAAAAGGAAUAUCUGUUCAAAAUAUAAUUGUUCCUGAGACUAAACUUAAUAAAAAAUAUUGUUUAAUUGUGCAAUUGUAUUAUAAUAAUUGUAAUUGCUUAAAUUGAAGUUUAUUGAUUAAUUUUAAAGCGCUUAGGGAAUCUUUUGGGCUCCCGAGACCAAAACUUUAUCAUAGUUUAACAAAACGUUACAGAAUUUCACCGCGCUAAUCUCUAAUGCAAUACAAAAAAAUCGCAUUAUUAUUCAAUCGGAUUGUGCAAAAUAUAAGAAAUAUUGGUUAAUCCUUGCCAAUAAAAGCAGUUAUCGGAGCUUUAAGGUUAUCAAUAUCAAUAAUACUAAAAUUCAAUGCAUCUGUUUCAUUGAAGAAAAGCAAGAACAAUAUAAAGAAUAUAAAAAAGAGUGGAAUAGAAACAGGAGAACAAAAACCAGCAGUUUUUAGGAUUCGUUUCUUGUAGGUACGUACGUUUUCUUGUCAAACCACUAGACCGAUAUUGACUAUUUUGGAUAUUGACUAAUUUGGAAUUAUUAUUGUACAUUUUUGAGCCCCGAGAAAGAAUGUAAUUUUGCUUUUGAUGCCACUGCUGGGUAUAGGAAUUGGAAAACGGGAAUUAAAAUGCUCGUAGAAAGAUAGUUAGUUCAUUAUAAAAGUAUAAGACUAUAUUGAAUUAUAUUACAUGAAUUUUACAUAUUUAUAAAGCUCCGGUGACACAUAUUGAAUAAGAUCGUCAAACGAUAUUUGGAUUAACAAUUAAUAUUGUCUUCCGAAUAUGUUAUGGUUGUAAUAACAGUAUACCUAUGUUGAUCUCGGCUGUCCUGAAGCCACGUAAAAUUGAUUGAGAUAAAAAGAUAAAAUGCGGAUGUGAAUAAAAUCAAGUUUAAUUCCUAAUGGAUAAAUCAGUUCACUUUGUUCAAUUAUUUGAAUUGGUAGUCCCGUUCCAGGAAGUGCUCAAGUUAAUGGCGCGCAAUAUUUCCGACAGUGAGAUACGUUUUGUGCUUGCAAUGAAUCGUGCUCAAGCCACAAUUAACACUAAUGAACAAAAAUCUUUGGCUUUACUCAAUCUUGUCGUAUGGUUAUGUAUGUACCUAUAACCUUUUUUUUUUUUGGCCGUGGGCCGAACCUCUUACGAGGUCCUUGCGCCUAAGGGGCGCGCGGGGUAUGUGGGACUGGUCCGCGACUGCGAGACCGCGGGCUCAAGGAUGUUUUCAGGGCCCUAGCCACUAAACGACUCCUCUGCACUCUUUGCCCAAGCGUCCGAUCCCCUCCGUGGCCAGAACCCGGAUGAGGUAGGGGGGUUACCGCGGUCAACACUGCAACCAGACAGCGCGGCUCACCCCAAGGACGCCCAGCUGACGGAGCCUUCGAGGCGAAUCGAAGGCUCUGAAACGUCGGCCGUCUCGGUACGGCAGACCGUCAGGCCGCCCAGACGGUGCCGCUGGUGUCCCGGAAAACCCCGCUGGACCAGAACCAGCCUGCCGGGUCGGGACGCGAUACACCCUCAACCGGUUGCUCUUUCGAAUCUCCUUGGCAGCGCGCUAGAGUGGUGGUAGCGCGCCGCCCGGCCUCUACCCCCCUCAGGUCGCCCCUUGACCUUCACCGGGGGGAUGUACCUAUAACCUAGACCGAGUUUUUUAUUAACUAUAACUUGGUUGAAUGUUUCAAAAAAACCAUGAAAAUAUGAUAGUUCUACAGAGUCAAAGCGGCCAUUGUGUAUAUUAGAACAAAAGGCGUCGAACAUUGAGCCAAAUAUUUAAGAGCUUUAACAGAUUAAGUGCAAAGGGAUGUCUUUGUUUAUUAAUUAUUCAUUUGUUUAGCGACAUGUUAACAGUUGGUAUUUAUUUCUCAUUAAAUUAUUAUUUGUAACAAUUAUGCAGUCGAUGAACAAAAGGAGUAAUGUAUCGAUCUGAAUUAUGUAGUAUUGUGUAUUUUGCUUAGUCAUCAAAUUGUUACUUCAUAUUAUAGCAAUAAUUUAUAUUUAAACGUAAUUAAUAAUAUUUAAUUAAAUAAUAGGUUUUAUGCCAUGGAAUCUACAUAUUAACAAGCGCAGUCAAAGCAGUUAAGUUUUGACCGGCUGCUCGUCCACCGAUUUUCUUUUGUUUAAAAGCUGUUGGCAAUUUUUAGAGUUAAUUUUUUUCUUUAAAAAGACAUUUAAUUACCAAUUUCUCUUCUGUUUUUCAAUCGUUUCUUUUAAUAUAUUUUUAGUACCUAUCUAUGAGAUUUAGUAUUCGUAAUGAAAAUUUUAGAAAUAGGUAAUUUGUUUUUAAAUUGUCAGUAAAAAGCAAAAGAUAAAAUGUGAUACAUAGAAUCGAAAUUCUGAGGUGUCAGUGAUCAACUAUAGUUGAGUAUCGAUUCUUUGUCAGAACUAAACAUAGCUAGUGCAUCUAAUAAUAUAUUUUUGAAAAAUUAAUUCUCGCAAUUUAAAAACUUUAGAGCACUGAUUUUUAACACGUAAUAAUUUUAUUUUCAGCAAAGUGAAACUGAAUGUACACCUUUGAAAGAUAAUUAAUCAUGCUAACCAAAAUAGUAAACCAUGUUGAUUUAAAAAUUUAUUAUGGUUUUACCUUAAAUUAAUGUAUAUUAUGUUUUAUUUAAUAUGGCUAGUUCCUUGGUGUUUUAUGGCAAGUUAUUCCAACGUCAGUCAAAAAUUAUUCAUGAGAUAAAAAUAGUAUUUGUUCUACCAUAACCGAAUUAACAUUAAGUACGAAUGAAUAAAACAAUGCAAUAGAUAUAUUCAACUUAUAAUUAACUUCAUGGAUAAUUUUUUAUCUGCCAAUUAAGAAUUCUACCUUUAAUGUGAAACAUAAAACAUUUGUGAUUGGAUAUUUUACUAUAAUUUUGCGAUUCUUGUCACAUUGUUUCAAAUAAAUUUAUUUGGCACA